This is a messenger RNA of Mercenaria mercenaria, 1323 nucleotides long. RefSeq lists its product as uncharacterized. Lineage: Eukaryota; Metazoa; Mollusca; Bivalvia; Venerida; Veneridae. Bases 54 to 428 code for a protein of 124 amino acids. The transcript has 6 exons. The record is from RefSeq and is a predicted model, not a curated record.
AGAAUCAAAGGAAACGUACAGUCAUCACAGAUUUCACUUGACUACGUUGAGAUAUGAAGCCCACACAGUUAAGCGAGAAGGCAACAAGUCCGGAAGUUAUUCUUCAAACAGACGUAAGGGGAAAAACAUUCAGUCGGAAGAUGAUAUACAUGCUAAUAGGAGCUUUCGCUUUCGUCCUUGUAGUCAGUGCUGUAAUUCUAGCGGUUUAUUUUGGGAUGAAGAUGACAAAAGCUAAUUUCAAGGAAUACACAGCUACAUUCUUGGGAGACGAUGGUACUUCAAAGAAGGAGAAAGUAGUUGUUACAGACACAGAAGAAAUCUUCGAGACGGAUGUUGCCACUGCCGUUGCUGAUUUCUCAACGGGCCUGGUAACAUACAAAUUUCAGGAAACAGAAAACGCGUUUGACGUAAAUAUAUAUGUUAUGUGACUAACCUAAAUACAAGCCAUUUUCAAACUCCAAAAGAGUUUAUAAAGACGCACACAUCUGAUCAGAUCACAUUUUCGACGAACAACAAAAUUUCCAGAAGGUACGAAGUAACAGACAUAUGGUUGAAUAACAAAGCUCUUGGACCUAAAUCAGCCAAACUCUGCGUAGGGAAGCCUGUGUUCUUCUUGCGCGAAAUGACAGAGACAACAAACCGAGAGAAGAGAGACGUGACGAUCAUAAUCAGUAUCGGUGGAAUCGUAAUAGUGAUAAUGUUUUAAUAUAUAACAAUUAAUAAGUAUCCACAGAGAAGCGGGAGUGUUUGAAUGUGUUACAUAUAUAGACAUAGAGUUUUCUUUCAUUUCUGUAACAUUUUGUCAGUUUUCGGAUUGUUGUGGGAAAUGUAAGUUUAUUCAGCUGAUACUUUGUUUGUUGACUUUCAAUGAUAUAAUGAUAUAACAUGUAUGAUUUGCACUUUGAUUUACAUCUGAUUCACCACUUGUCAUUGAAAUUUGAACGCAUAUGAACACAAAGGCAUUUAUAAUCGGUCAGCUAUGUUUUUCAUAUACCGGUAUUUCGUUAUGACCACGCUAAAAAUAAAACAAUAACGUAUACCACGCCCGGUUGAUUUAAACCAUUUAAAUGGAAAAUUACCCCCACGAAAAAAUAACAUAUUGGAACAAAGGUGAACGAGAAUAUUUCAGUCGUGUAAUUUGAAUAUUAUCCCAGUUAUCGCAAUUACAACAGUGACCGAUUAUUGAGUGAAUAUGAUAUUGACACGUACAAUGUAAAUAGCACAUAUUGAACUAUUACAGAUUUUACUAUUUUAUUCCUCUUGUCGAAAGUUCUGUCAGUUUAUUCAUAAUUUAUCGAAUGCGAGUGUUCACAUUCACUCUUU